Messenger RNA from Agrilus planipennis (emerald ash borer), 1206 nucleotides. Its product is annotated as protein-lysine N-methyltransferase EEF2KMT. The record is from RefSeq and is a predicted model, not a curated record. Lineage: Eukaryota; Metazoa; Arthropoda; Insecta; Coleoptera; Buprestidae. Bases 83 to 1117 code for a protein of 344 amino acids. The transcript is spliced from 5 exons.
GUCAUCUGUUUAACGUUUGUAAACUCGAAAACAUAAAUAAACAAAAACGCUUUAUUUAAAAGCAUCCACAAUAAAAAAAAACAUGACUGAUACUGAUGGUAAUACGUUGUUUUUUAUUAAAAAGCAGUUUAUGUAUUGUGUCCCACUAAAGCAAUUUAAUUGGAAGAAUUUGUUUGAAAAUGUCUCCAUAGAUGUUCAAGAAGUCCUGACUAAUAACACAGUUAAUAAUUCAAUCUUAAUUAAGUAUCCGAUUAAAGCAAGCUAUCAAACUGCGUUUUUAAAAUUUAUUAUAAACAAUUUAGAGAAGAAGAAAACUGAAAUCCACGACUGUGUAUAUGAAGCUUUGGGACGAACGAUGGCGCUGCCUGUCCCAUCUGCAUAUCAUUUUAAACAUUUUAUAUUUCAAAAUUUAGAUCCAAUUAUAAUACAAGAAAGCACAAAUAUAAUUUCAAGUGGAACUACAGGACUUAGCGUUUGGGAAGCGUCUGUUGUUUUAUCAGAAUGGUGUAUAGCAAACAGGGAGAGAUUGAAAGGAAAAAGUAUAUUAGAACUAGGAUCUGGAUUGGGAUUAACAGGAAUUACAAUUUCUCGAUUCUGCAAUCCAAAAAUAAUACGGUUCAGCGAUUGUCAUCAACAAGUUUUCGAUAUUUUGUCGCGCAACAUAAAAUUAAAUUUGGAAAAUACCUUGUCGACAUCUGAUAUGUCUAAAAGUGAAUCUCCAGUAAUUCAAAAAUUUGUUAGUGAUAAUCAGAUAGUAGAAGUGCUAAAAUUAUUUUGGGAAGAAAUCGACGAAAACUUCUGUAAAAGUAAGGAAAUUGACUACGUUCUUGCAGCGGACGUCGUUUACGAUUCAUCCAUUUUUCCAGUCCUUAUAAACGCUCUAAAGCUUCUUAUUUAUUAUUGUAACGUAACAGUAAUUUUUGCUUGCACCCAAAGAAACCCAGAAACUUUGGAGUCAUUUCUGAAAACUGUCGUCGACAAUUCACUUUCACUAACUAAAUUAAAUGUUCCCGAACAAAAAGAGUUCAUCUGGCCGAAUGACGUUCCUGUGAAGAUCUUUUGUAUUCAUCGCGACGAAGUGAAAGAUUUUAACAUCGGAGUCAGUCAAGUUGAGUGAAACUUAUGGAUUUUUCUUUAACAUUUCAGCAUUCCACAUUGUACAUACAAAUGUAGGUAAACAAAAUAAAUAAAUGUACUGAUAAGUCA